Chara braunii is the source of this 4793-nucleotide messenger RNA. Lineage: Eukaryota; Viridiplantae; Streptophyta; Charophyceae; Charales; Characeae. The record is from the annotation of a GenBank genome assembly.
UGGGCGGGAGUCUGGCAGCUAUCGUCGAAGUUCGGAACGUCUUAUCUGUGUUGAUUACCCUACAACGGCGUUUGUUGGCGGGCGUUUAUUCGUACACACGACAUCUGCCACGGUGCCCCGCGUCUUCUUUCUCUCUCUCUCUCUCUCUCUCUCUCUCUCUCUCUCUCUCCCGCUCUUUCUCGGCGAGUUCGAGCAUGGGAUGCUGUGGCCGGCAGCGAUCGUGUGUCUUUGACGGCCGUGCAGCUGGGGCCCGGGUUUGCGAUUCGUCUGCUGUGGAGGGGAAAGCGAAAGGCGGACUCCGGAGCGAGAGAGGGAAAGGGGCGCCACGCAACGUCAGUGGGUUUUCGGAUGUCAAGGCAACAGAGAGGCGGCUGGUUCGCCUGAUCGGUUGUUUGUGAUAGCGGGCGAGAGGGACUCGUCCUCGUCCUGGUCUUCACGCAUAUAGGCGGCGGGGUGCCGUGUGGACUCUUUGUAAAUGGAGAAGUAUUUCGAACUGCGCCGUUGUGUCAUCGGCGGGGUGAUAAGGGAGAAAGAGCCGUUGUGUAAGUUGAUGAAGGUGUGAGGAGGAAGGAUGUGGGGAGGACGUCAUCGCGAUUACAGCACAGAGAUCCCUUCUUUCUUUUCCAUGUUAGCCUAUUUUCUUUUAGCAUAGAGAAGCUAUCAUUGAGAAGAAAGGUUUCACGAGUCAUAACCCCACUGUAUUCGCCCCCGGCUCCCCGCUUGCCGCUCGUCGGAGGCGUGAAAAAAGACCGCGAAAGGAGAACCAUCUCUCCACUAGAAUUGAGCUCAAGCCCUCUCCUCUGUGUGUAGGCGACUCUUGAUGCGAGGCAGUUGCAGAUUCGAUCACAAUGUUCAGCCCGUCUGAGUCCGUUGGAUACUCUCCCGAGAUUGUCGAGAGAUCCCCCAGGUAAAUAUCCAGUAAUACGAGUCCUCGACUUCGCUGCGGAAUUGUACGCUGCUCUUAGUUGGAGUCAUCCAGUGGCUGUGUACAUUAUCAGAUCCGGUAAGGCAGGCAAGUCGAUUAGUAGUCUGUUCAAGUUCGUUUACGGAAGUUCAUGAGGAAAGUCGACGGCUGAACUACCGCCUACGUCGAAGAGUUUAUCUAUACACACGCAGUGAUCUGAAGGCAAGCAGUAGAGGACAGCAUAGGGAGGGAGGGGUCUCUUGUACUUUCUCGAUUUAGCAUCCGCUUAAGGGCUCCAGAGGUCCCUGAGAUUGGUCUUCUCGAGGUCUUGGUUGCGGACUCGGUUGCUUCUUUCUAUUCUAGGGUUUUGUCCAAGUUGUCGCAUCAGCGGAAGCGGAUAUCUUGCUAGUUCUCUGGGUUGAUCGAAGAGACGGUUGUGCAGUGGAGGAGGAAGUAGAGAGGGAGGGAAAGUGGAGAGGGAGGGGAGGAAGGAGAGGGAGGUUGUGACGAAGGUUAGACUGGCGGGAAGAAAAGGAGAGGGAGUGGGGAGUGAGACGAAGACAGUCGCUGUGGCGGAACCGGGAGGCCGUUUCCGUAGGAUGGGCCGCAGUAGAAGUAGGAGCGCAAGCCCAUGGAGAGGGGGAGGUGGGGGAGGAGGUGGCGGGGGCUCGCCCCCGCGGAAUAACUGGCGGCGCGGCACGCCGAGAUCUCCGCGUGGAGGAGGAUUCGGAGGCAGCGGGGGUGGCGGCGGAGGUGGCUAUCGCGGGAGGGAUCGGGAUCGCGACCGCGAUAGAGAUCGCGAUCGUCGUGCGCCUACCAGUCUUUUGGUGAGAAACCUUGCAAGAGAUUGCAGGCUGGAGGAUCUUCGGGCACCUUUUGAGCGGUUUGGAACAAUCAAGGAUGUCUACAUCCCUAAAGAUUACUACACUAGGGAAUCUCGGGGAUUUGGAUUCGUAGAGUUCAUGGACCCAGCAGAUGCCUCUGAUGCGAAGUUCUACAUGGAUAAGACACAGCUUCGUGGAAGGCAGAUCACAGUGGUGUACGCCGAAGAGAACCGAAAGAAACCUGCAGAGAUGCGUCAGAAGGAGAGGAUGGCCACGAAUUUUGGAGGAGGUGGAUAUAUGAGGCGGAGGUCCCCUGUGCGGAGGGUUCGAGGGCGUUCACGCUCGCGUUCGUGGUCACGCUCAUCGUCACGGUCGCGGUCUCUUUCUAGCAGUUAUGGGAGGUACAGGGGGGGAAGGUCUCGCUCACCACCACCGCGGCGGACAUCCUUGAGUCCAGCCUACGGAUCGCCAAGAGGUCAGGCACGCGGUCGGAGCCCUGCUCGUGGUGCUCGCUCUCCAUAUGAGUCCCGGAGAUCUCCAAGCCCGCGAAGUCCUCGAAGAUCUUCUCGGUCGCCGCCUUAUCCAUCAUCAAGACUGCCAUCGGAUGGACCAGCGGACAGGUCUCGACACAUGCCUAGUGUUAAGACGUAGCCACUUUUUGGUUGUGCUUUUUUUAGGGUUUUACUUGUGUACCAAUUGCCGAGUUUGUAGAAGUGGAUGGAAGUCCCACUUUGUUGACGGAGUGCGUAAGUCACCUGUUUGAGCUAAAUAAUGGAGAUGUUUUCUUCCAUCCUUUAUGUAGACUUCACCUACUGUAUCCUUUUUCUAUCCUUCCAUUCUUUGGACUCCCGUUUGACACUGUGCUCCGUUUGACAUUUCUUAUUCCCAGUAUUUUCACCAGAACUGGAGUUUCUUCUGAAUCUUUCCAGUGACUUAGCCAUUUCUUUGUACCACGUUGUCGUCCAUGCUUCCUCACGUCAGUUCAUGCCCGCUGGCAUUGGUCUUUUGACCGCGUCCCCUUUUCAUGAGGCCUCAAUCUCGUCUCUUCUUUGGCUCUGGUUUUGUCGUUUUGUUCUGUGCUUUGCUUUGGGAGUUCUUUCUUUCGGAAUACUUGACUCAACGAAGCUUUCAGGCAAGGGGGAGGUAUAACCGUGGCCGAGCCUGAAGCGCGAUGUCGAAACUCUUUUGUUAUUGGUGUCAACAAGGCAUGCUUGUAACCAGUGUGGAGUUGGUGUUUAGAGAGGGCUUAUGAAGUUGUGUACUUGGGUGGUAUAUAGGUAUUAGUGUGAGGUCACUAGAAGAUGUCCGAUUUCUUGAAGGCAAUUGGAAAGGAGAUUAUACGGAUUGCUGUCUUGGGAGGAUGCGACAUUCUUCAGAAGAGUGGGACUGUUUUUAUUUGUGGAUGCUCUUUCACAGUGAAGACAAUGAGGGGAUUGUGUUCUGAUUCAUGAAUUUGACAUUCUGCCGAAGUUGGUGAUAUAUGUUAAGCUGGUCUUGUUGACGACAGCACGAUUUCGGAUCGUAGGGGAAAGCUAUCGUGAAGCUGUCUCUUUGUCGCUGGCAACUGUGAAUGCGAACUAUUACUCUGGGAAAUUAACUGUGCUUGAAAGCCAUCCUGAAGCUGUGUCUCUCUGUUCUAAAGAGCUUGGAAUGAGAAGUAUUUCGCUGUGAAAUAAACUACUCGAGCUGGUUUUGUUUUCUUCAGGGUGUUGCAAGGGUUGCGGCUGCGGGGUGUGCACACACUAAUGACUACACUUUGGCAGCUGCCUUGGCACGUGUUGUAUGCUGUGUUUCCUACCGUGAACAGGGACAGGUACCGUGACUGAGCUCUGCCAGGAGAGGUUUUAGGUUCUCUAUGAGACUAGUGAAGACGAGGGAAGGGUUCGUGUCCCCAGGGAUAGGCAGCUGGACUCUUUUCUGCCUUUUCUGAACCUGUUGUCGGGAGUGUGAUGAAGAUGUUCAUAACUGGCCUUCAGCUCCUCCUGAUGGCCUCAGCAAAAAAAUCCCAUGUUUGCUCGUGAACGGAAGAUUCAACCGUUUCUUUCCUUGCCUGCAGAAGUUGGAGCACCCACGAUGCCGGUAUGCUGGGGCGGAUCUCCUUGCUGUAGUUUGCACGAAAGGAUUAGAAGGAAUGUGUGCGUCCCUUUCAUGUACCACCUUGCUGGAAGCCCUCGUCUACUUGUGAACUGUUUACCUGUGAAUAGCCGAUAUUUGCUCACGUGCAGAUAUGAUAUCUGCGACGGAUAUUAUCUUGAGUGGUGUUUUAUUUUGAUUUGGGUGGUCGUCUUUCCACUCAUGCAUCUGCGUCCUCGCCCUCUAGUUAUGUGGGAAGUCCAUGUGUGUGCUUCAGUGCUCUGCUUUUCUGUGUCUGUCCUGUAGAGGGUUCAUGUGUCGACAGUGCUGCCAUCCUUAACUGCAUCUGUUGUGUGUCCUCGUGAAUGUGGAGGGUCAUUUCUCCCUCGACCACAUUGCUGUUAAUUGUGGUUAAUUGCGCCGAGGAGAUGGGAAAAGUGCAUAUGUAUGUACUGUAGUGAAAGAUGACGGAAAGGAUGAACACAGCCAAAUGGCAAGUGUUUAUAAUCUCAAGCAAAUGUCCCUGCACAUGCAUGUCACCUCGACAGAUGCGUGCAUGAUAGCACCCGCGGCUGAUUCUUUCCGGUGUCACUUUCAUGCAUGCCGAGCGUUUUGCUACAGUCCCCUGGUCUUCCCUUCUCUUCCUUUGGGCCUCUGUCCACCAUUCUUUUGCUGUGACAAAGUAGACGAUUGGGAUUCUCUCCAUCGUCUAUCUGAAAUCUACACGUCGACUCUCUCCGCCGUCUAUCCGAAAUCUACACGUCAUUUGCUAUAUGGGCAGCAAGCCUCCAGUUCCAAAUUUCACCCCGUCAGCCACGUGCAUAGGUUAUCAGGAGGACACUGAUACCACUAUAGUCUGCGAAGUGGAAUUUCUGAUGGUUCUUUUCGGUGUGCCGAUACCGUACUAUAGUAUGUGAAGUGGAGUUCCUGAUAGCUUCUUUUGCUGUUUCUCCAUGAUCGCUUUCUCCUUGUAAUUGAGCAAAAUUACGGAA